Molecule: messenger RNA, 2145 nt
Organism: Boleophthalmus pectinirostris (great blue-spotted mudskipper)
Lineage: Eukaryota; Metazoa; Chordata; Actinopteri; Gobiiformes; Gobiidae
Gene: tph1a
Product: tryptophan hydroxylase 1 (tryptophan 5-monooxygenase) a
Exons: 11
Coding region: 597-2033 (478 amino acids)
Biological process (GO): serotonin biosynthetic process; aromatic amino acid metabolic process
Cellular component (GO): neuron projection
Molecular function (GO): tryptophan 5-monooxygenase activity; iron ion binding
Source: RefSeq, a predicted model, not a curated record
UAUACUUUUAAUCUGAUCAAACCUUGACCUGUAGGCCUCAAAGUGUCUACAAACAGUAGGAAUAAAGAAAGCUUAGCAACACACUCUAUGGUCAGUCAGCAUUGAUUCAUCAAAUAUCUAGUUUUUCCUUUAUAUCAGUAUAUAUCUGCAUUAUUACCAUGUUCAAAGAUCAUUAAAGAAAUCACACUGCAGGGCAGGCUAUCCUCUAUUAAAUCUGUUAUUUAGGCUAUAAAUCGAAGAGACCUAGCCUAUAGGCCAAUGAAAUCGUAACCCCCCUACAAUUUUGAAGAAAACAAAAAACAAAAAAAAACUAAAAAACUUCGAACAAAAGCGGCCUUUGAGUAAAACCAUAGGUGACCAAAAAAGAUCCCCUCGCCCUCGUGACGCACACGCUGCGCUUUUUCCAUGUGUCUGCGUGGAGUUGACAACCUGAUUAGUUCCUAGAGCCCCCUCCUCUUUUUUCGCAGGAGUUAAAUAGGAAAUCACGUAGCUUGUCAGACCGAGUUCGAGCUGUGAGAGCCCACCUGACCCACUCCAAUCGGAGAUUUUCCCUCGUCAAAGCAAACCAAAUUUGAGAAACGCAGCUGUACUUUAUCAUGUACAAACUUGAAGGGCCACGAAGAGGAAGAUCUUUCGACUCGAUGAAUAUUGGCUUUGAUGAAAAGUUCCUAAACAAUGAGAUAAACAAAUCUACCUUUUCAAAAAUUGAAGAAAACAGUGAAAAGAAGAAUACAUCUGAAAAGGGAAGAGCCACAAUAAUCUUCUCCUUGAAGAACGAAGUUGGAGGACUGGUCAAGGCACUUAAACUUUUCCAAGAAAACCAUGUCAACCUUGUCCACAUAGAGUCCAGGAAAUCAAAGAGACGCAACUCAGAAUUUGAAAUCUUUGUUGACUGUGACAGCAAUAACGGACAACUGAACGAAAUCAUUCAGUUACUUCGAAACCAUGUAAAUGUGGUUGAUAUGGAGCCUCCUGAUAACUCCUGCUUGCCUGAAGAAGGAACAUAUAAUGUGCCCUGGUUUCCAAAGAAAAUUUCAGACUUGGACAAAUGUGCAAAUCGUGUCCUAAUGUAUGGAUCAGAGUUGGACGCAGACCAUCCAGGUUUCAAGGACAAUGUUUACAGAAAGAGGAGAAAAUACUUUGCUGAUCUUGCUAUGUCAUACAAACAUGGGGAUCCCAUUCCAUCUAUUGAAUUCACAGAAGAGGAGGUUAAAACUUGGGGAGUUGUUUACAGGGAGUUAAACAAAUUGUACCCCACUCACGCCUGUAGAGAAUAUUUAAAGAAUUUGCCACUUCUAUCCAAAUACUGUGAAUGCCGAGAAGACAACAUCCCUCAGCUGGAAGACGUGUCGCGAUUUCUGAAAGAGCGCACAGGAUUCACUAUCAGGCCUGUAGCCGGUUAUCUAUCACCUCGGGACUUUCUUGCAGGUUUAGCUUUCCGGGUUUUUCAUUGCACUCAGUAUGUGCGCCACAGUUCAGACCCUUUAUACACUCCUGAACCGGACACAUGCCAUGAGUUGCUAGGUCAUGUGCCACUGCUGGCUGAGCCCAGCUUUGCCCAGUUUUCUCAGGAGAUUGGCCUUGCUUCUUUGGGAGCAUCUGAUGAAUCAGUUCAGAAACUGGCCACUUGUUAUUUUUUCACGGUGGAGUUUGGCCUAUGCAAACAAGAGGGGCAGCUGCGAGCCUAUGGAGCUGGUCUACUGUCAUCUAUCAGUGAGCUUAAGCAUGCACUUUCUGGUAAUGCAAGGAUAAUGCCUUUUGAUCCCAAAGUUACAUGCAAUCAAGAAUGCAUUAUCACAACAUUUCAGGAUGUCUACUUUGUGUCAAACAGUUUUGAAGAAGCCAAAGUCAAGAUGAGGGAAUUUGCCAAGACUAUUAAGCGCCCGUUCUCUGUGCGGUAUAACCCCUAUACCCAGAGUGUGGAUGUCCUCAAAGACACCACCAGCAUCAACAGUGUGGUGGAGGAGCUUCGACAUGAGCUCGAUAUUGUUGGAGAUGCCCUGAACCGGCUCAACAAGCAGCUUGGUGUCUGACCUGUUUUGAGAGAAAAGGUUUCUUUUCCAUCUGUCCACACUCCAGUGCUGUAGAAACUGCAUGUCCAUUUUCCUUUGUCACUACACUUGAUGUGCUCAGCUUGAAAAUAAG